Molecule: messenger RNA, 3906 nt
Organism: Stegastes partitus (bicolor damselfish)
Lineage: Eukaryota; Metazoa; Chordata; Actinopteri; Pomacentridae
Gene: cpne1
Product: copine I
Exons: 16
Coding region: 249-1853 (534 amino acids)
Biological process (GO): cellular response to calcium ion; positive regulation of tumor necrosis factor-mediated signaling pathway; regulation of canonical NF-kappaB signal transduction
Cellular component (GO): plasma membrane
Molecular function (GO): calcium-dependent phospholipid binding
Source: RefSeq, a predicted model, not a curated record
CGUCCGCCGCUCCCUGUUAGCUAAAGCUGAUGUGGUUCAGUUUCUGCCACAAAACGAGCUCCAGCUGCGGCGUGUUUUACUGAAAACAGUCCGACAGAGAGCUCAGGUAGCGGCCAGCGGCCUCCCAGGUGUGUUUAAGCGGACGGAGACGCCGUGGUUUGCUGUUCGGGACUGUGGGAGUGGUCGCUAUCCGCCUCGCUGGUAGUUCCUGCGGUCUGAGGGUGAUAAAUCCUAACGGCUGUGAUAAGAUGGCCGACUGCGUCUCUAAAGUGGAGCUGACUGUCUCCUGUGCCAACCUGCUGGACAAAGAUGUCGGGUCCAAGUCGGAUCCUCUGUGUGUGCUGCUGCAGAAGGCAGGAGACAAGUGGACCGAGCUGGGUCGCACCGAGCGCCUGAAGAACAACUCCAGCCCUGCCUUCAGUGAGCGGCUCAGACUGGAUUAUCACUUUGAGACGGUUCAGAACCUGAAGCUGGGAAUCUACGACAUCGACAACACCAGCCCUGACCUGGGCGACGACGACUACCUGGGAGGGGUGGAGAUAACGCUGGGACAGAUCGUUGCCAGUAAAUCUGUGACCAGACCUCUGCAGCUGAAGAAAGGCAAACCUGCAGGCAAAGGAACCAUCACUGUCACAGCCGAGGAGAUUAGGGACAACAGAGCCAUCGUGUUGGAGCUGGAGGCCAAAAACCUCGACAAGAAGGAUACGUUUGGGAAGUCCGAUCCGUUCCUGGAGUUUUUCAAACAAGGCAACGAUGGAAAGUGGCAGCUGGUCCACAGAACAGAGGUGGUGAAGAACAACCUGAGUCCCACCUGGAAGAAGUUCUCUGUUCCUCUGCAGACGUUCUGCAGCAGCGACCUGGACAAAACGCUGAAGGUGGAUUGUUCCGACCACGACAGCGACGGGUCACACGAUCUGAUCGGUUCUUUCACCACUAAAGUCUCUGAGCUGCAGAAAGCAGGACAGGGUUCUCCGGUGGAAUUCGCCUGCAUCCAUCCUGAGAAACAGAAGAAGAAGAAGAGCUACAAGAACUCUGGAGUCGUCUUGGUGAAGAACUGCAAGCUGGCGACUCAGUACACCUUCCUGGACUAUGUGAUGGGCGGCUGCCAGAUCAACUUCACCGUUGGGAUCGACUUCACCGGCUCCAACGGCGAUCCUCGCUCGCCCAACUCGCUCCACUACCUGAGUCCGGACGGGCUGAACCAGUACCUGUCUGCUCUGUGGUCUGUGGGUCAGGUGGUUCAGGACUACGACACGGAUAAACUUUUCCCAGCGUUCGGUUUCGGAGCCAAACUGCCUCCAGAUUACCAGGCGGCGCACCACGAGUUUGCCCUCAACUUCAACCCCACCAACCCCUACUGCCAAGGAAUUCAGGGGAUUGUUGAAGCCUACCGGAUGGUUCUGCCUCAGCUCAAACUGUCCGGACCAACAAACUUCUCCCCCAUCAUCAACCACGUCGCUUCCAUCGCCGCCAGCGCCGCUCAGGCCAACACCGCCUCCCAAUACUUCGUCCUCCUCAUCCUCACCGACGGAGAGAUCACAGACUUCGACCAGACCAGAGACGCCAUCGUGCGGGCGUCGCGGCUGCCCCUGUCCGUCAUCAUCGUGGGCGUCGGGCCGGCAGACUUCAAGGCCAUGGAGCUUCUGGACGGAGACAACGGCGUGCUGAGGUCGACGGUCGGGGAGGCCGUCGCCAGAGACAUCGUCCAGUUCGUCCCCUACAGGCAGUUCAAAGACGCUCCCCAGGCGGCUCUGGCUCAGUGUGUCCUCGCCGAGGUUCCGAACCAGCUGGUGUCCUACUUCAAAAUGAGAGGCCUGGACCCACCGAAACCACAAGCUGCUCCCAAAUCCUAAACCUUUUACCCCCCACACAUCCUAAACACACCGCCUGCAUUCCCAAAGCCCACCUUCAUCUCAUUCCAGGUUCGGAUCACGCUCCCCCGCAAGCUUCCACCUCCAACAUCGACCAAUCUUCAUGGGCCAACCUGAUGUGUCAGCCAAUCACAAAGCAGCACUCUGCUGUCAGCCAAUCAGGAUGCCAGGGGCAAACAUCCCCAGUUCUUUUUUUUAUAUCAGUUUUAUAACCGCUUUGUUUCCAGAUUGCUCUCUUUAAGAAGUGGAAUGAUAAUAGUAGAGUACAGAUUAUAUUUUAUUCCUUCUGCUGCUUCCACAAUAUCUAUGCAGAUCACACGUGCGUUUGCUAACACGUGUGAGAUAAUCGCAGAGCCACACACGCACACAGAAAACACACAUCAUGUCGGCCAUUUUGGCUCCACAUUCCACCUGUCUUACUGUUGCCGUAGUAACAGAAGAAGGUCACAUCACCUGAGAGCUAAAACCUGUAUGUUGUUGGGUUUUUUUCCCCUUCACUUCCAUACAGUCUGAGUUUUAUCACAGCAACCUCUAGUGGUCGUUAGAGGAACUGCAGCCUGUAUGUGUGUGUGUGUGUGUGUGUGGACGCUCUGAGUAGCUUUAUUCAUCAGGUGCCAAUACUUUGCACUUUGCUCUUGCACUUAAUGCUGGAAAACUGUAUAUGAAUGAUAUUAUAUACCCCUAGUCAUAGCUUUAACCUUAUAGCUUUACUAAAAACUUUACUGUUGCCUUCGUGUGGACUUUAGUGUCGCUGGUGUGACGCUGCUCAGCUACUUUGAAUGUUUCCGGACUGCAACUCUCAGCGGUUUGUCGAUGCCGCCAUCUUGGCUCCCGGCGUUUCAAACACGAUGUCAAUGUUGUUUUCAGUUCAGCUCGUCAUCAGUUUAUCAUCCUGAGCGUCACGGCAUCGUCUGAACGCAGCCCUCUCUGUUCAGUGAUCAUUUAAAAGCCCUGAAAGUGGUUCGGUUCAAAAAGUUCUUGUGAAAAUCGGUAACUGUCCUUGAUUUGAAUUUAAUCUUUAUCCUUGUUCAAGUCGUCUCCUUGUGCAGGGGCGCUCUGCUCCCAGCGCUCCUGCAACUCUUGUACAUGUGAAGCUGAAUCCCUUAAACCGAGUCCGACCAGUUAACUGUAAGUUCACUUUGGGGAAGAGGAACUUUUACGCUGCUUUGGAGCAUUUACGUGCCAUGGCGCCACGGUUCAGGUGGUUGGAAUGUUCUUGAAUGCCACGCAGCACGACUCACGACAAUUACCGCUCGCACGUGUCGCACAAUUGUGAAACGAACCGUCUGCGGGCUUAUUGAUCAACCAUGCAAACUUUCGCUGCCGUGUGGACACAGAAAAUCUGAUGUUCUUCCCUACUAGAGAUAAAAACAUCUUUAGAACAGAGUUAAAAAAAGAAGUGACAUACAAAACGUAGAGGACAAUUAAGUUCUUAAAGCAAAGAUGGCAUCUGACUGUAAAGUGCCUUAUUGAAGAAAACCCUCUGACAGAAACUGGAAUGUUUGCUGGGAGCCAACAGACGGUCAAUCAUCUGAAAAUAUGCAAACACGGUGGCUUCAAGUUGAAAUUCUGAUUGAAGGCAAGACUCCGUUAAUCGUUAAAGCCGCGUUUCUUUUUCUAGGAACUAAGAACGUUUUGAGGAACUCACUUCUUCUGCCUUUUGUUCUGUUGGAGCCGCUAUCAGCCGACUCAUUCACUGGUAUCUUCAUGAGGCUUUAUUUUGGAGUAGAAAAAGCUUUAGUUCCUCGGAGUGGCUCCUGGGACGAAGCGUUCAGGGUGCUUUUGGUGGAAACGCAGCCGAAAAUGUUGUCAGACGAACAUUUUACACGCCAGCUGAGCAGCAUCACACCGGCGGUUCUUAAAGGUCCGCCAUGUUUCUGUGUCAAUGAUCUCCUCAACUCGUGGAAUAACCUGAAAACAACAGUGUUAAAGAUGUGUCAAAACUCAUAUGUACUGCAGCAAAGCCUCAUUUGAUGUCAUUCAGAGGUACAUUGAAAUAAACCGCUGCCAACGCUUCACCUGUAACCACUUUAAA